AUGAAACAUCUGGAUCACCAGCUGGCUGGAGCAAACAAUCCCUUCAAUUCAGAUGGUUUUGAGAGUCCAUGUCACCCUCCUCCAGUUGCACAGGUAGAGUAAAAGCUUUAUUUUGAAUUAUCACAUGAAGAUAAUUUUCUCCAUCAAGAUUAAGUUGAACAUUUUUUUAAAUUUAUUUUUUGCUGCAUGGCUUAAUUUAUUUUUUAAUUUCUAUUCAUAGUUAUUUUCCUUUGUUUCUAGAUGUGCCAUGUCCUUUCUUCCAUUGCACGCCACAUUUGAAGAGAGCUGAGGCUGAGUCAACCUGACAUCAUCUUGGGAUGCUUUUAGGAACUCUUCUAGAUUAUGAACUUUAUUUAUAGAUUUAAUACUUGAGUACUUAUGCUGUCAUAUCCUUUAUUUAUAAUAGAACAACCCCAAAACAAGCACAAAUCCAUGGGUGUAUUUGUGUAUUUUGUCAUCCAAAUUAGGAUUACAGCAGAAGUAGUACAGCACAUCUUCAUAAAGAUGAUACUCUGGGUUUAUUUUUAUAUUUUUUGUCCAUAAAAUCAAUUCAACCAAAGUGGGAAUAUGAAACAUUUGGGUUUUUUUUUAAUUUGAUACAAAACCACAUUGCAUGAAUGUAUGUACCACAUUUAUCAAUCCAUUUCAGUUGACAUUUUGCCACGUAUUUCCUUUGCUUAUUAAGUUUUAUUUUGCUUAUAGUUAUUUUUCCACUUCAAGUAUUUUGUUAUGUAUCUCUCUAUUUUACCUUUGUAAAUCUUUUUUUUAUUUGUCUUGCAUGUGUAACUACAUUUAUAAAGGAUUUUGGGAAAUAUGUUGGUGUAAAAUAACAAAGACAGCAGCAGAUGUCGCUAUGCUGAUAUUGAUCUUCACACAACAAACUAACUGGUUCGCUUUGCUAAUGAGGCAGUUUUGCUUUGAAUGAUGUGGUGAGUGGAUUUUGAUGUACUAUCUGAAGAUAACACUAUGUUGUAAAUAAAUAUGCUCUGAAGAGAACCUCUUGUUAUUUAUGUAUUAAUACCCAUAAAUCCAAAGCAAUUUUAAGUAGGUAAAUUUACAUGCCCAUUUAGAUUGUUUAAUUUACAAUAUAGAGUAAAACACCAAUCAAUCAAGCAGUCUUUCUUAUAGUGCCACUUCUAAACAAGAUGAAGACAAUUAGCAGGUUUGUAACCCUGAGGGGUUAUAUACUUAUAGUUGGAAAAAUUGGUGUCAGGCAGGUCCACAACAGCAGGCCAUCUGCAGUGCUGAUUCAGAAGUACCUAUGAGACAAGGUAGCUCAAGAACUCCCAGCAAGAUUUGAAAAGAGAGAGGGGGGAUCGUUGUGUUUGGUCCCCAUGGGAAGUCACACCAUGUAGUAACAUAUCUAAGAGCUGGUCCAAGCAUGAGCCAGCCGCAUGAGGACAAUUUAAAACCUACUAUUACCUGUAAAGGGAGUAUCUACCAACUAGACUAGCUGAGCAGUUUGUUUUAGUAAUGUGGAAAUAAUCUAGAGGGACAAAAGAAAAGUAAAUACUUGGUAUCUUUUGCACAGUCUGUUCAAAAGGGGGUGUAUUUUAAUCAGUUCAGAUUGACAAUAAUACCUCAAAUUCUAAUUAAUUCUUUAUUUGUGUCUGCACAGAGAGAUUUUAUUAUGGUGACAAUCCAUGUGAAACAAUCUGCAAAAUUUCUGGUAAUUUUCACUGAAUGUAAUCAAAAAAGCAGCUCAUGGUGUGCAUGAAUCUUUCUUAGGGAAACAUUCGCAGUCGACCACAUGAGGGCAAUGUUAGCCUGGCCUUCUUUCUUCCCAAGGCCAGCCCGUGAAUAUGGUGAAACACCUAGUCCGCUGAACGCCGUGUCACUAUGAUGCAUCUGUCAGGUUAAGAGUCGUCCAAAUUAGUUUUACAAUGGCAGCAUUUCAUUACAUUAUUCACUGGAUGUUGAAGUACUACCCAUAAAACAACUUUGGGUCACUUCAAAAUGAGUUUAUCUCAUAGAAAACAAACUGAUCAAGGUUUGAAAAAAGUAAAAAAAAAUGUUGCAUAAAGCCCACCAUAAGAAAAUCAUCUCCCUGAGUCACAGUAUUUGCAUGCAUAUGGGUUUACCUCCUGGGUCCUUCAUCAGUAAUUCUAGGCUCUGUAUGCCAAAAUUAGCCGCUGGUUUUGAUGGAAGAGCCGGCCAACAGGAGCAACGGGGCACUCACCUCCCAGAAUUCUUCACUCAGCUCCCUUGACUACUCUGAUCUGAGCCUUUCCCUACCAGCCCUAACUUCAUUCGAAGCUGGAGGCAAGGAGGUAAGAAGAGGGUAAAAAGCAGCCAAAUCACCAUAUCUACACACUUUUUAAGUAUUAAAUUAGCAGUGCUGGCUCGAGCAGCCACAAAGGUCCUAAUAGUCAGCUCUACACAUCAUUGGUGCAAGUAUUUUGUAUUUUUUCUUUGGUCCUUUACAGGAUAAAGGAAAUAGUGUAUUUGGAUCAUCAACGCCUUCGUCACAGGAUCAGAGAUAUGGGUAUGUUUUUUUAAAGCAGUUUGUAUGAUUAAAAAAAGAGCUGUGAUGCAACACAACCGGACAGCUCCACUAUGCGUCCUACUUUCAGGAAGCUUUACUUUUCAGGUUUUAUGCACAUGGUCAAACAGGUGAAAGAAAUACGAAUUAUUACUGAAAUCUUGGCAGGUGGUGGCAGUAGACUUGAGAGCGUAACAGUAAAAGGAACAUCUUUUAGUCCUCUACUCCAGUAAACCACCAACACCACCAACUAUCGCAUUACACCAGAAGUGAUGUAUAUAUGUAUAUAUAUAUAUAUAUAUAUAUAUAUAUAUAUAUAUAUAUACAGCUAAAGAUAAUCACACCAUCAUACUCUGAGUUAAUAGUAGCUUGUCUUUUACACCGGUAGCCACACGUCUUGAAUCAGAGGACAGAAAUAAGUAGCAGACCGCUAGCAAGCUAGCAUUUCGCAGCCAUCUGAGAGAUAAUUCUACACUUUUAAAACUGAUGCUUAAGAUUGAGUAUGAGUUCAAAACAAUGUUUGAGCUUAUACCUCUUUGGGUUACUACUCUAUUAAUCAUUUACAUUCACUAACCUUUCUUUCAACUGUUUUUAUUCAGUUCUGUAACUGUAAAUCUAUGAGAUGUCAUAUACUUCAAAAUGAAAGCAUAGUUUGACCAUACAGGAGAUAAAGCGACCUGUCAAAAUAAAUCAGAACAAAAUAAAAGCAUCAUUUAUGAGGCAAUGUCUUAUACGAAGUUGUUGUCACUGGGCUAAUGAUGUAGAGAAAUAAAACAUAUGAAGAUUCUACAUGUUAGAUAGUUGUGUAUUUCAGUAAAGUUAUUGAAGUAAUAUGAUACCCCACUCUUGUCUUUCCUUUCCUCAGUUUGACUGAUUGUUGUUUUAUUUUCAAGUUUUACAAAAAAUAUUGUUAUAAUAUCAUUAUCCUGACAGCCUUGUCACCAACUAUGAAAAAGCUCUGUCACCAAAUUGUAAUUCUGUAAGUGAUGCAAAUUUGGGAUUGAAAAGUCAGACCUGCUUCACUGAAAUUGGCCACCAACAGUACAGUAACCAACAGUUAGUGAGGACAGUUGGUCGAUUGUGUCAGCUUUGUAGACCGCUUCGUCUGCAUUCGUGGACAAUAAAGACACAGUGAACAGUGAAGUGAGCACAUCUGAAUGAAACAUACUGAAAAAAGAAGACUGAGGUUCCAGCCCAGCAGAGAGAGAUAGAGCAUAUGCCUCCCUAAUGAGAUAUUUUCAACAGACCUUGUCCUUUGAUAAGAGUAAUACUCCCUGACAGCUCCCGUCCUGACAGCUCAGGUCAUAGUUUUGCUUUUGUUUUUGUCCUCCCAAUUUUCUUCUUCUUGUUGUCACUCUCAGACAUCAUUGGGUUUUACGUCAUUGAAAACAAUGUUCAAUGAGGCAUUUAGCUACCAGCAGAAUCCUACAGCUGAUCCAUAAAUUGACAUUAAUAAUCUUUGAAUUAGGAAUUAUGUUCAUUUGCUUGUUUGUUUCAUUUUUUUUUUUUUUUUGACAAAAAAGCAGGUUUAGUACCAAAACUGCAUGACAACCCACCUUUACUUUUAUAAACAAGCAAAUUCUUAAAAACUAUCAACUUUUCCAGGGAAAAAAAAAAAAAUCUAAAAUUUCCUCUCUCUGUUACAGAAGGGACGAAGAAGACAUAAGUCAGUGGCAAUGUGAGUUCAGAGGUCAGAUCAGGGCACUGAGGCAGUGGCUGAAGAGUAUGGAGAUGAGGCUGCCUCCUCUGGACCCAAGGGUUUGUUGUGUGGACUUUCUCUUUUCCUCUCUAUCUGAUUGUUAUUUUCUCUGGAACAUUCACUCUGGUUUAUUUCACCAUUCCCUUUAUCAAAGCUAACCUAACUGCACUACCUUCAGUAUAUUUCGGUUAAAAUGCAUCCUCUAUCUCUCAUCUUCUUAUCUGUCUCUCCCUUGCUCUCAUCCCCUCUCACUGUGUAAAUGUGUCAACUCUUGUUAUUCUGAAAGUUACACAGAACUUUGUGUGGCUGUAUGUUGUCAUCACGCUGGGAACAAUGUCACAAACUGGAUUAUUAUCAAGCAACACUCUACUGUAGAGCUGCUGGCACUGUUCAGGUACAACUGUGUGCUUCCAACUAAACAUUAGCAUGCUAACAUGGACACAAAACCAAUGCUAACAUGCCAAUAUUAGCCAGGUGUUCAUUGUGUUUUAUUGUAUUUCAGCUGUAUUUGAUGUUUCUUUCGAGAAUGAUCCUGUAAACCAUCGUAUUGCUGUAGUUAUAGCGGCAUCCCACUUUCCCAAAACAGUGCUGAUAGUUCUUACUUAAAAAUGAGGACCCAGCAUCUGCAGGGGAUGUGUUAGAAAGAGGGUAAGGAAAAACAAGAAAGAAGGAACCAAUAAGUCAGGGUUGCUCAAAUGCAAACACCUUAGUCAAAUGAGCAGUGUGAAAAAAAGGAAGAACUAGACGGUGCACAUGCUCUGAAGAAGAGGUCCUCCUCCUUUCCAGCAGAGAGACUUCUUUAGGCCACAGGGGAACAGAGGGGAUGGGGGAUCAGGCUCCAUUGUGCCUGGCCGGGACAGCCAGGCCACUGAAGUGCUUGGCACUGGAGGCCCCCCUGCACACAUGAGCGCACAUACUGAAAAGACAUUAGACUGAUGGGAAGAAGAGGCAAGGGGGCAGAAAAAAAGAAGAGCUGGAUCUUUAUGGUAAGAGGACUCUGAUCUGUCUAUUGAGGAAUUUAUUGAACACCAACUGUAGAUUUUGUACUCCAACCAUUUAUACCAAUAUUUGCUUAAAAGCUUUCAGAGUUGAAGCCGCACUCAGAAACUGAGUUCAACUCAAAUUCUCUGAGAAUGGCCAAGAAAGAGACCACUGACAUAUUAACCUAUGAUUUAUAAAUGCAUUUUUUCACCAUUGCAGGUCAGUGUGUUUGCUCAUAAGAAAUGCCAAUGUCACCUUUUCUGUUUUUUGUUUUCCAAUUAGACUAAUUGGCCAUAAAACAUGGAGAAGCUGGGUUCCUCCCAUCAAGUCUACCUUAGCCAAUAUCAUCUCUUUAAAGGAAGCAGCUCUACCUAACUGUAACAAUUGAUUUUGCUUAUUGGAUCAUCUUAUCUGCACAUGUUCGUUUUCCUUUGCAUCAACCCUGUAAGAUAAAAACAGCACUUUUAUUGUGCUUAAUCUUUUACAGCACCAACUGAGCUCAAAGUAUUAAUAUUAAAGAGCUCUGCAGAGCGGCAACGUGGUGGGGUGAUCAUAGAAUAUCUUUGGUGACGGCUGACUGCACCUUCCACAAUGAGCUGUGAAUCAAUUACACAAAGGGAUCAAGAGUGUUUGAUGUUUUUAUUGUUAUAGUAAAAAUUGGUUUGGGUUGAUUUGGUUAUAUGGUCCAUUCAAGUGAAUGUGCUUCAUUGUCCUGACUGAAUGUUGGAGCCAUUAAUUGAUUGUGUGGUUCAACAAAACCAAGGGACGAAAUACGAUCUGUCUGUGAACCCGCGUGACCUUUGAAGAAACUUACUGAUGACCAUCUCUGGAGGAGUUUUUAAGAAAACAUUUUUCAGCGUGACACUCCUCUAAGUUGUUGAUGCUUUUCACACAUUUUUUCAUUGUUUGCGUUUCUCCGGGGACUGACGUGUGAGAUGCACAGGCAUGUCUUAUCACGUCACAAAAGCUCGGACACUUUGGAGAGCUUCAGUCUGACCCCUUUACGAGAAUGUGUGAAAGUGGACGGAUCUUAUUAUCCCCACCAUGCCUUUAUCAUACUGCAUCCGACCACCGACCUUUGUCAUGGUAAUGCUGUUAGUCUGCUGCACUGCUGGUUUCAGUCUGGGCCUGGGGGACUCGUUAGUUAGCAGCAUGAAUGAGGACAUCCCUCUGCAGCCCCCUGUAUACAGACCCUCAAUACACAGGAGAGACACACACCUGCUCCUUAACACCAAGCAUGCACUGACACAUCCUGAGCUGUUUUUCCCAUGAACACUGGGCUAUACAUACGCCUCAAAUUGGAGGUUGUCAAGCAUUGAUAAUAAGUCCUUCUAAUGCAAAUACUAUUCAUGUUAAGAAGUCCUGCUUAAUAAACUGGGAUAAUCUAUAUAUACUAAACGUAUCUUGAACUUAUCCAGUUCAUGAAAUUGUCAUGAAAGCUAACUUGGUAUGAAAAUAACGUCUGAUGCUUUUUAAACUAUAUAGUCAUUGGGCGUUUAAUUAAAGCUCCUGUGUGGAUUUUUUUAAGUACUGUAUGGACUGAAAUUAUAUGGAUGCCUUUUAAUGACUUACAAAAGCAAAAAAAAAAAAAAAAAACUCCAGGAGCAGGAUUGAUGGCGGAACAAGAUAUGUACAGACUGCUUUGUCUACACACGGUGCCAAAAUGAGCACAGAGUGAAAGUUCCUCAAUGGAGCUGUAAUAAAAAAAAAAACAGUUUACCUGAAGGAUGUAAAAUUGUGAUAAUUUCAGAGCACUGAUAAUAAUAAUCUGAGACAGAUGAUGACGUUUUCAUUGAGCUUUAGCUCUUGCUGUAGUGUUACAAUCCGAGUGAAGUCUAGAGUCCUUAGUGACUGAGUCAAGUCUGAGUCACCAGAUUCUGACUCAUCCUUUUGGUGUGUGUGGAGAUUUAAAUGAAGUUACAGCGCUGUGCCUCCAUUUUCUUUGAGUGUGCAUCAUCAAGGUCUAUACUCUGAACUUCACUAUUUCAGCUGUGUCUUGAAGAAUCCCUCAUGGAACAGAUUAAUAAUGUUUUUUAGUCCAAUGUCAGUAUUUUAUUCAAACUUUAUGUUUAAUUUUUUGAAUCUUCAUUUGAGUGGAAUAUGUCUGUGGUUUUAGUAGUACAGAUAGCUGUGCUUUUUUGGGUCCACUAUCAGGACCUCAUGUCAUUGUCUGGUCAGAUGACAUCUUCUAACAUUGACAGUCAGUUUCAGGUCAAAAGUUCUCCCUUCAGCCUCCCUGAGCCUCCUCCAGAUAAAGACUCUCUCUGUCUGAAAGGUCUCUGGUUUCCCUGGGCCUGUGGCAGAUGCUGCAUCCCAAAUAAGCCGUGUACACACGCCUUACAAACAGACCCAGGAAGAGGGGUGAGAGAUCACAGCCUAUUAUCCUCUGCUCUCUGUUUCUGACAGCCUGCAAACAGCGUCCCUGCUCUCUGACGCUGUCAUAACCUUUAGGGAAAAAGAAGUGGGGCUUGUUUUCCUCACCUACAAGACCAGUGAUUUAUGAGGUAUGCUGGGAUGGCUGGAAACUCUUUUGCUUUACUGGAUAAAGUUGAGAUUGAAUGUUGGACCCAGUUUUUGUCCUACUUAGUGUGGGGAAUUGAUUUUAACUUCUAACCCUGCACAAAAUCCCUCCCAUGGGAUGAAUUUUGAUUCACACACUUUAUCACUGUUAAAGGGAAAUAUAAGGUCUCUUUAUUACCUUCCUGUGCUUAAAGGAAAAAUGGACUUGUAGCUGUAAAUCUUUAGUUCUUGAGAGCAGCUGAAUAAAACUCAGAGAGGAUGGUGUGUCUACUCCUCCAUCCCCAAGUGGCUAAAUCCUUGUCUUCUUCCCGAUUGUUGUCGAACAUUUUGAGCGUCCAGGACCCAGUAGGGAAGCACAUCAGCCUUUCUUCCACUCUCCUUGGAAGCAGUUUCUUUUGGUGAUAAAUGACAGUGUGCAUGCUGAAUGGUGCUUCUGGUUUGACCCUUUUAAGGGACCCCCUUUUUUUUCAUGUCUCAUGAAGAGGACUAAUUACCAUGCUCUGCAGAGGAGCCAUUGAGCUCUUAUUUAAUUUGAAGGCAGCAGAGAGGUUGAGAUAGCAGAGGAGGGGGGAAACCAGCCUGUAAAAUUAAUCUUUUCUUUUUCUCCGGCCUUUGGCACAUUGGAUCUGUGAUCACAUUUAGACUCCCAUUGGGCUCUAAUUUUGAAUCACAUUAAUUUGGAAACUCAUUUUAUUCUAUCUCCCCUGCUCACCACUCUAUUAUCACUUGCAUUUUGGAGGGAUAAUGAAGGCUACAGGCAGAAAAAUGAGCCCUCUUUCUUGCAGCCAGCAGCAGAUCAUUGCAUCACCACAUAGCUCAGCGUGCCAGUCGCUCUUUAGCCACAUCAGCUCCUGUCUUUUUAAGAACUCCAUGCAUGCUCUGUGUGCAUUUAGCUGUGAAAUGGAGAGGAGAGAUUUUGGCGAAAUCGUUCAAUUAGUACAGAGAGGAGUGGAGGAUGCUGAAAGCUAGGAUCAGGUGUCAUGGUUUUACAACAAUGUCUUCCUGGCACAGAGGUGCUUCAUCACUGCCAGCUCCAUUCAGAUAAAGAAAGAGGGGACUGGGGAUGUGGGUCUUACUUGCUCAUUAAACAGCCAAAGAUAUUAGCUCUCUGAGUGACCCAGAGAAACAGCUAUCUGUGAGUUUAUGAAUCUUUUACUUAUUGUGUCUAAAAAUGCUCAAACUACAUUAUUCCCCCUUUUUUAAUUUUUUUUUUUUGCCACUGUUCUUCUCAAUAACAGUGAGAUUCAGGACUUCUUCCAAGACUGAGAACUCUUACAUCGGCACUGGAGUACUCAGGGGUUAAAUAACUUGACCCUGCAGGGGUCAAUCUAUUCAAUUUACUCCCUCUCUCUCUCUCUCCCUCGUAGGCCACAGUGACAGGCAUUUUCACUAUUUUACCUCCUCCUUUGUUUUUUGUCACCAUUUGCAUAAAUUACUGCAGGAGGAGAGCGGGGGCAGUGAUGUUGUGGAGAAGGAAGAAUUAACUGCUUAUUUUUACCACUACAAGCAGCUUUAGUGCUCGGUCAUUGAAGCUGAAAUGCAACUGAAGAAACAGCUGAGUGGACAAACAUGACUGACCAACUGAUUUAAAAAACUACAGCUACUCUUAGGCGUUACUUAUAUGGUGAAAUGUAAUAAAGCUAUGAAAACUUAUUCCAUCCAUAUUAAAGGUCCUAUGAGGAACUUUUGGUCAGUGUUAGUUUUGGCACCCCUUGUGGACAAAGAAGUCUUUGCUUAGCUUGUCCUCCAGCCUUCAUCAAUUUAAAGAUUGUUUUGUUAUUAUCUGAUAUGAAAAUUGGAAAAUCUGUUAUUAAUUUCUUGCCAGUUUUGUCACUGACACUCUUGUUUCCUUUUGUUUAUUAAAGGCAUCAGAAUAAAGUCUAUUUCAUUAAUGUAAAAAAAAAAAAUCCCCACAGCUUUAACUAUUUACUUUUUUAAACACAUUAAAAGAUUCUGGAGUUUAAGUUUAUGCCACCACAAGGUUCUAAAUUCAAAUUUACAGUCAACUAUUUUGGAGAAGUUGCCAUGAAAUGUAUUUAUUUCAUAUGAAAUAAUUCAACAAGUUCAGUUCCUUAUCCAUUCUUAAAACUGAUUUGGCCUUUACUUUUUUAUGACCAGCAAAACAAAACUAUUAGCUGCAUUCUGUGUUUGAAGUUGCAUGUUGAAAUUAAGCUUCCAAAACGUUGUGUAAGAGCUUCACAAUGGCCUUAAAAAUGAUUGUCUGUCUUUACAGUGUGUAGAAAUUGAAAUAUGCAAAUUCUAGCCGUCAGAUUCUGACUGAAACCCUCCCCUGCUCACCAUUUUUAUCAGCGAGAGAAAAAAAAAACAAGCUCUUGUGAUGCAUGAGAAUUAUGUUACUCCAUUUGUCAGGGUUUUACUGUCAAAAAUGUUUUCAAUACUAAUAAGAAUAAGAAUAACUAUUUAUCCUAGAAGGGAAAUUCAACAAUGUGUAAUAUAAUAAUAUAAUAGAUAUAGAUAGAGAUAUAAUAAUAUCUUUGUUCACAUCUACCACCACCCUUAAGCUCCUUUGAGGAACUUUGAAUUUGUGUCAACUUUGGCGCCCCCUGUGGACAAAGCGCUCUUUAUUCAUCUCGUCAUCUACAAGCUGAGCAGAGUGUUUUGACAAACAAAAAAAUAACCCUCCUCCUCACAGGACAUCUAAGAUUCGUCUUCUAUCCAGUGCAUUUCACAUGCAGACUCAUUAAAUUAAAUAUUCAUAUAUUACUAGUUUGAUGUUACAUGAUUAUGCAAGAUGGGAGCUCUAUGGAAAAAAACCCUGCUUCUAUAGAGGUAAAGAGCUCAUUUUAAGCUAACAAAAAACAAAGAAUUUUCAUAAUCAAGUAACCAUACACUAAUUUAGAUAAACAAAAAAUGUUUCAUUCUUUCCAAGUUUAUUCUACCCAAUGCCACUGAACACUACAAACUGUAAUUUUAAUUCAUAAAACAAGUAAUUUAGAACAUAUAUCUUUGACCACAUUCAAAUUGUUGUAUAAACCUGCGAGAAGCUCUGUCUAAAUGUACUGGGCCUGAGUCUCUGUUUAAUAAUGGAAUGGCACAAUAAUACUAUGGUCUCUACAUCAUAUCCACCAGGACUCUGCACAUGCCUCAUACAGAAUAAACUCAAUUUGUAUUGACAUUUUCAAAGACCUCCCACUCAAAUAUAACACUGAAGGCACUCUAUAGGAGUGAGUGGUAUUGAUCAUGUGAUGUUUUAUGAGGUGUUAUAUGUACCAACACAAUGGAAUGCAUGCAGAAAGACACAUUCCUCCCACACAUCACAGAUAUCAUAAUCCCUUGGAGCAACAUCUGAAAGAAUAAAUACAUGCAAAUUAAGUACAAGUAUCUUUUCUUUGGAAAAUUCAGCAUGAAAGUGCAGUCAGUAAUAAAGCCUCCACUUCUUUUGAUGAUUUCCUCUGAAUGAUCCUCAAACACUCAAAUGAAUGACCUUGCAAAUUAGGAAGGAGGCCAAGUGCCUGGUACGUGCAUGCAUGUGCGUGUUUAUAGGCGAGACAACGUGAGAGAGAGAGUGUGUGGGUGUGUGCUGUACAUGCAUGCACGCAUUCGGGGGAUCAAGUGAUUGCUUGAUCAUUUGGUUGGCUGGACAAAGACAGAAGGAAGAGAAGAAAGAGAGAGGGAUUUGGGGCGUAAACCUCUCUGAAUGAGAGUCACCUGUAAGCUUUCGUUUGGAGUCACUGUACCUGUGCACGGGGUGACUUUUAUUCUAAUUUAGUUGUGUUUACAUCUUUACUUAGAUGUAAAGUAAGCUCAUACAAGACAGAAAGGAAAGGGUUUUAUGUGAAGCAAAGUGUUGCUAUAAUUGAGUGAUAUUAUGACUUCUUGAAAUGGGGUUUGGUAGAACAUCACCAUAGGGGUCCUUCCUUUUCUUUCUCAUGCCAAACGCUGAGAAGAGACUCUGCUCUGUUCCCCCAUUGCUCUUUAUUUGUUGUUGUGUGUGUGUUUUCCUCUAGCCUCUUUGUUUAUGGGACAGAGUUUGCAAUGGCUGGAAGUGAGUUGAAAAGUAAUCUGAGAUGUUUUACAGUAAUUAGUCGUCUUUGUUGCUACUGUGGAGACUGCUGCACUGGCUCUCAAUGAGGAAGGGGGGACUGCAAGGGGGUUGGGGGGUGAAUGUGUGAGUGGGAUGGUAGCAGAGUGGGUGUGGGUCCCUUCUUCUUUUGUAGCCUGCACUUCUCUCCUCCGCCAUCGAGAGAGAGGGAAUGGGCUGAGGCAGCUGUCACUUAACAUGUGAAUGUUCCAAGGGGCGGCCAGGGGGUCUUUAGAAAACUCUCCCUUUUUUUUGUCCCCCUCCCAUCCCAUUUUUCAAGCAGAAGCAGCAUGGAGUUUGUGAGCCACAGUCAGACCCAGAGGAGGGGCUUUGUUGGUUAAGAAGAGGGAGAGAGUGAGAGAAAAAGCCUGGGGAAGGUAAAGGGGGCACUUUGCCGCCUCGCUGACGGGUACAGGAGCAACCUGAGCAGAAUGCUGCCGCCGCCUUGUCGUUAUAUGGAACUGGCACAAACUGACCUCCAUGUGAAAACUGCUCUUGGCUGGGAUCUGUGGGAGUUCAACUGAGCCGUUGGAAUACAUUGUCUCUAUCUGGGCGCACUAUCCCAUCGGCGGCAUUAACAAGGAAGGAAUUCCUCUAUCACAGCUCCCACAACAAAGAAGAAAGGGAGAGGAGCAGAGCUGGUGGGAGGAGAAGUGAAGUGAGGGGAGGAGAGGGGAGGGGUGCACUGUGAGGGGAGAGGAGGACAUUGUUUGCCUGUGACUGUGGGCAACGGAAAAGCAUGAGUUAUCAGGGCAUGUGUGAGUGUGUUUGGGAAGUGUAUUUGUAUGUCAGCAUGUGUGAAUGAGUGGACUUGAUUGAGUGUGUUGUUUAAAGUAUGCCUGUGUAUUUAUAUGAGUGUGUGUGUGUGGAGCAUUCAGUUUGGGAUGUUGGAGCUGGGAGGCCGUUCAAAGGAUGCUCAAACAAAGCUGGAUUUUUACCCCCUCACCCUCUCUCUCUCCCCCUUUUUUUGAAUGGUGAUUGAGGACUGGCUGGAUUCCUUUACUCAUGCUGUUUGGCUCAACCGUGCUUCAGGGGUAAGUGUGGUUCUCGUGAGCUUCAAACCGCCAAAACUGCCAGUUAGUCAGGAUUGGUCCAGAGAGAGAGAGUUGGGUUUUGGACUUUGAUGGUCAGUAAUUUGGGGAACAUGUGACAGUGCAGGAGUGGUGCUGGGAGAUUUUUGUUCACUUAGCCCUAGCAAGUGCAGAAAGCAAGUGCAGCAGGCAAAGAAACACUCCAGUAGAACUAACAUUAGUGUGGAUGGAUCACUCGAAUGUAAGUAUAUUUUGUUUCAUUCAACAGUUUGUUCCUUAUAGGCAGUUUUUAGCUUUUAUAUGCAGCUUUAAAUCAAAAUUUUCCUUAGGGGUGCAUGUUUUUGUUUUUUGUUUUUAUGGCAGUUUCUUGAUCCAGGUUGACAUUUGGUUCCAUUAAGCAGCUUUUAGCAGCACUUUUCGAGGACUGUCUUUGAGGUGUAUGUGUGACCUUGUAGGCUACAAUAUCCACCCUAAGAUGUUAUGAGUCUCAUGGGUGAGUGCACAGCUGCCACCUCUGAUUAGGGACCACUACCAUGAUUGCUACUUCAGGACCUCCCUUAACAGAAGCAGACACACAGCAGUGACACAACAUCAGGGGGCUCUACUGUUGUGAUUGAUGAUUAUUGUUUCUCUACUUAUUACUGCCCUAUUUCAUCAUACAAUACAAAUCUACAAUCACUGAAAUUUUAGGGCAUGAUUUUCCAUUGAUUAAUGUGGGUCAACUGGCACAAUUGAUAAAAUGUAUGAUUGAUCUUUAAAGAAUAUAUUGAUACCCUCAAAAUGAAAUGUGUUUACCUGAGCACAUAGAGCCUUAUCGAGAUUCAGGUUAGAGCAACAUUUUAAAUUAUGGGAGCAAAAUAUUUGCUUUACCACACCAAACUAAAAUAUGUUUUUUUGUUUUUUUUUGUAUCGUCCGUGCCAUACCACAAACAAGCCUUGAUACUAUUGUUAUAAUUAAAUUCAUCAGGAAAUGGACUCCAGUCAUGUAUCAUAAAUCAUUGUUGAGAGCAGAGAAAGGGCUGGGCUGAAUUAAGAGCCGUUUCAAAAUAGGUUAAGUGAUGGGAUGGUUAGGUCAUCGGCAAAAUGAGGUAAAUGGUGGAGUGGUUCUCUGGUUCCCUUUCGAGUACCAUUAAACUAGAAAGAGAGAGGUGCAUAUCAAACACAGGCUCGGGGCAUUUUGGGAGGGCUCCCCUCGUGUGCUUUGAUUGUAGAAGAAUGUAGGUCACGCGAUUUUAAUACUCUUCCAUGUGAUUAAUGCGUAGUUUAAAAAAAGUAGGCUGUAUAUUCGUAUCAGAGUGCCUCUCUCUUAGCUAUACUAUGGUAAUAUAGUAUUUGCAUGUUUAUGUCUAAUAGGAUCCCUCCGGUAGUGCACCAUGUGCUCCAUAAUGAGUCUACUCAGCAUAUUACUGUAUGUUGCAGUGAGAUCACUGAAGAGGCAAGCGAGUAAUUUGGCUAACAACCACACAUGCCGAGCAGUAACCAGACACGGCACACCCUCUCUUUUGAAUUGUUAACCCAUGUGAACACGGCCACAGGCACUCUCUCUAUGUCCUCCUCAGGGGACCACUGGGCAGUGAUCUGAGCUAACUGGGUAAUCAUUGAUCCAGGGGCUAAGGCUUUGUCUGGGCACCACUCUCUGAUCAGACUGCAUGCUCCCCUGUGGAUCUCUUGACUGCAUCAUCUGCUCAGCAGAGACAUGCAUGAUGUUGGUAAUUACUGGGCUCAUGCACAUGGAGGCAUCACAUAAAACUGGGUCAUCUUCUGGAGUCUCGUUUAGUUAGAAACUGUGAUAUAUGUUGAUUAUAAUUACUCUUGGGAAACAACCACAUGAGGUUUGAUUUAUUUUAAACAAGGCACAGAUAUUGACAGUUUGAGUUCUCAGAGGCUGCAGACUCUCUUUGUGUCUAACCUCUGACAGGAUAAAAGAGCUGCAUAUUCAGCAUAAUCCUGUCUGCCACCAGCAUGACUGUAACAUGUGACUGUGCCCAUGCAUCUAAAAUCCACCUCCUCUGAAUUUUCAAGCCAGCAAACAUCCCUCACUGUAGCUUAGAGAACCAACAGCCCAAUUGCCCCCUUGUCGACCCAUAUUGCCCCCCAACAGAUCUAGAGUCACCAAGCUUGACCCAAGGUGACCUCUAUAAUUCUGAAUGGGGUAGUCCAACUCCACCUCAGAGGGAGGACCCUGCCUCGACAGGGAUCCUCUCUGUGAUCUCCUGAUAGGCUCACCUCAGCUCCUCUAGACCAGGAUAAUUGCAUUCACCUUUAACCCUUUUGUCAAAGCACUGAAGGCACUGAGCCGAGAGGAAGCAGGCAGACUGUCACAGUUUGGAACUGUCAUUGUCAGUCAGUCUUUUCAGUAAUGUACAACCAGACACCCCCGCUAGCUCUUCUUGGAGGCGAUAAUGGAACAGCAUAGAUGUUUCUUCCAAACACCAUUUCGCACACUUAGAUGCUUUGUUGAUUGUCGUAUGCUUUCUUUACCCUUCCCCCCUACUUCCGCCAUGCCACCUCGUGUUCCAACCCUCUUCCCAUAUUGUCACCCCAGAGAAAUGAGUCCAUGUUUGCAUUUUUAUGGCUGUCAUAUUUGAUCAGGUCUUCAACGGGUUUCCCAGGACUGGUCCAAGCCGAGUUAGAGAAAAAGCUGGCUAUAUGCCAUUAGUACUCCGUGCCAGGCUCAACAGUGGGAUCCUCGACAAGCCUGUCACAUUGAUUUCUUAGCCCAGAAUGUUUUAGUUGGUGAUGUGAGAUAGAUGGGGAGCAUGUGUUUAUGUGGUUUAAGGAAGACAAAGGGGCAGGGACUAUCUAAGCCAAGUGUCUUUUUUUGUGCCAAGAAGACACAGCAAUGUUGGCACACAAAUUUAACAAGUCAAGAGAAACGGGUUGUAUCCUAUGUACCAUGAGUUUUCUGAAAAUAUUAGCAGCAACAAGCGGUUCCUUUGAGCUGUACAGCAGAAAAGUUGUGCUCUCUGAGGCCGAGGAGCAGCAGCAUGUGUUUGGUUGAUGCACAUAAUGAGCACUUGUUCACUGCAUGUUGACCCAGAGCCCCCUUGUCUUAUUUUAGGUAGCUGAAGGAUCUCCUGCAUGCAUGGCCAAGGGGCCUUACCUCACCUGUUACCUCACUAGCCUCUGGGCUGAAGGACCAUGGGUAACCUCAUCAGCAGGCCCAGCUGUCUGGGCCAGAAGUCCAAGCAUGUGAGGUCAGAUGAAGCUUUCCUGAAGGAGUGCUACCAACGAAGAAGAGAGUGGCAGCUUCCAGAAAAUCAUGGAGAAGCCAAACAGGAAGUGUCAGUAAAGGACGACGCAAAGGAGGAUGAAGUCAAUGAGCAGGAUUUGGAGUGUGACAAGGAGCUUGAGGAAAUUGAAAUUAAAAGAGAGGAGGGGACUCAUACCCCCAUUUCAGAUAAACUCCCACGCAGUUCUCCUGCCUCUACCAUCAGGAGCACAAGUACUCUGGAAAAUGCGUGGCACAGCAGCCCCUCUCCGAUAAAAACAUCGCGCAAUGGGACCCUCACAAGAAGGACAGUACCACCGGAGUUUACCAGAUCCCCUUUGGCUCAUCUUGACAAGAGUGCUGCAGAAAGGAGGGCCAGUUUCCAGAGAAGAGACUCUAGAGAGGGGAGUCCUUGGUCUUGGAAGACUUUGUCAACAAGAGAGGUCACAGAGGUGACGGAGGUGACUGAGACAACUGUGACAGAGAUUGUGGAAGUCACUGAAUAUCCGCCAAGUGACAAAGGAGGCGACCCCAUUGUCACCAGAACUGUUAGAGUCCUGAAUGGUGUCGCAGAGGAACUCGCAGAGGUUUACACCUUCUUUCAGACACAUUUAGUCUCACCUGUGUCCUUUUAUUCUUUUCUCUCCUCAUCUUAUCCUUUAAUUCUUACCUUUCCUCUUGUUUGAAUCCAUGGAAUUAAGAUGGGUCUUUUAAAAAGGUUAUUCAGCAUAUUUUUAAACUGGUCUGUCGUCAUUCCGCAGCUCCAAAGUGAUGGACACUCAAGCUCAGACCAGGAGUCCAGUCUGGAUAGAUGGAGGGUAUGUUUUAACCUCUAAUCCUUUUCUUCUUGUGUUUGUAGAGUAAACCUGAUCAUGUUUUAGUUGAAACACAAUCUUCUCAGUCAUGCAUGCGUAAGCUUACAGCUUGAAAUGGUCUCUCUUAAGGGAACCAGGUCUGCCUUGGCAGUGAGAGAUACCUCAACAGAUCCAGAGACAUUUCUCCAAAACCUGGAAGCUUUGCUCACAUGGGUCAGCGAGAUCGAGGAGCUCACAGCGAAUCAGAAACCUCCAUCUUCUGAGGUUAAAGUGGUGAAAGCACAGCUCCAAGAACAAAAGGUGUGUUAUCGCUGACAUCAUACCAUUACAUGUCUUUUUACAAAAUCACUCUUUCAAGAGCUUUCCCGUAGGAGCUCACCUGAAUAGUUCACCUAUAGAAAAGCGGUCAUGGAAAAUGUUCAACUGCUUCUUUUAAACUUUAAAUUCAGCUCUAUUCAGAGGUGGAUGGGUGGCGAUCAGAGCUACAAUGAGCUUCAGUAAGUCAUUGUGAACAUUUCCUGGGGGUUCGUAAAAAGGGAACAAUCUCACCUUUCAGUUAUAAUCACACCCAUUGUGAGUUUGCCUGAAUGAGGUGAAACCUGGCUUGCUUGUCACAAUGUAAGCUUGUCACAUGAGACAGCACCUUUCCACAGUAAUGAACUGCAGGAAAAAAAAAAAAAAAACAAACAAAAAAAAACAAAACAAAUCUAGAGCUACUAUAAAAGUUACUUUUUUUCUCCAAGGAGUUUGUUCCUGUGAAUUUAGUCUUCUGUGAGAGCCAGUGUUUUUCUUUAAAACCAAUAAUUAAAGGUCAUUGACUCCACUUUAAUUCAAUAGAUUUGAAGAGUAUCAAAUGUGUACCUUUACAGCUCUUGCAGCGCCUUUUGACAGACCGAAGGCGCAGCAUGGACUGUAUGAUGUUGGAGGGCCCUCGGCUGGUGGAGGCCCACCCAGGAGAGGAAGGAGAGCAGGCCAAGGUCAAGCUCACCGCUCUCCAACAGAAGUGGGCAGCCCUACAGCUGGAGGCAGAGCGAAGGUUGGAUACUUAAACUAACAAUAAACUAACAAUGUCACACUUUCAACUGACUUAAAAUUGUUAAUUAAAGUCUCGCUUUGAUUGUUGUUCUUACUACUUAAAUUGUUCUCAGUGGUCUUUAAAUUGUGAUUAUGAAAUUUUUAGCCAAAAUCUCGUUACCUGUAUCAAUUUGAAGGGCUUUUCCCCUGCAGAGCUCCAGUAGCUUGUUAGCAAUUCACCUCUGAGUCGUGGGCGGAGACAGCCGAUCUGCACACUCCUCUUCACGCUAGCUUGUAGCCUAACUUUGCUGGUGUAGUAGAAGUAGCAGGUAACAUAAGGGCUAUUCAGCUCUUGGGCACUAAUGUCUUUAGGGACAUGAUCUGGGCUGUAUAUAGAAUUGAUGUCGUCUGCCUCCUCUGUGGGUGAAGCCACCGUGAGAACAGCACCCUCUGGUGAUGGGCUGCAGUACAGGUCAUAAAUCCCGCCUCUGCCAGCAAUCCUUAUGGAGCUGUGGACAAACUUUAGAAAUUAAUUACACAGAUUUUAAAUGUUUCUCCCCCUUGGUUGCAGUGUUGAUAUGUAUUUACUGUAAGACUGGUUUGUUCUCAAGUCCUCUUUUUUCUGUACAGCUCCAUUUUCAAAAGUUAUUAGGGGUUUAUGUUUUCUUUGAUUGACAUUUAAUACAGCCUAUGGGCGUGUGAAGAUUGCAUAGCUCACCCAGGGGAUAUGCUGUUUAAGCCAAGCAUCAUCACAGCGACUCUUGCCGACUCUCUUGUGGAAUACAUAAAAUGCUACUGCGCAAGUGGUGGAAUACGUACAACGCUACUGCGCAAUGUUGGUUUCAGGAAGUGGAGAAAAAAACCUGGAAAUACAGAGAGCUUUUUGGCUUCAAAACUGUAUACUGGCGGAAGGCGGAAGCAAGUUGUCCAUAGUAUAUACAGUCUAUGGACAUGAUGAAAGCUAAUAUCAUAAUUAGCUUUCUUACGCGUUGCAGUCCGCUAACGUCUGGCCUGUAUAGCGGGGCUCAUGGGGCAGAGCUUGGAGUUGCUAAGUUUUAAAUCUCACUGUUUCUGUACCUGCUGUUUGGGUCUGCCAGAGGUUCACAGCGAUUUGAAUGCAGAAAUACACAGAAAUGCAAUUUUGCACUUACUUUUCUCAUGAUAUGUCCUGUAGCAUCAGAAAAAUGCCAAAUGAACAUGUAGACAUCAAGAAAAACACGAUUUUCAUCAGAGUGGCUCUUCAGUGAUUUGUUAAUGUGUUUUGGUUGUAGGAGAGCGAGCCUGGAGCUCAUUCUGCCCAGGGCCCAGCUCUUCCAGGAAGGCGUAGACAGUUUACAACAAUGGCUCAUGUCUGUGGAGCAGACUCUGGCUGAACUACGGAACGCAGAGAGAGUGAUGCUGCAUCUCUCUGAGGCAACAGACAGGGCUAAGGUUGGAAAUACAAUGUGUGCAGGUCAACUGCAUACACAUAUAUCAAAGCAAAUCAAAUUGACCUUUAUGCAUCAAGGAUUGUAUGUUUGACAUCUUUUCACUUUUUUAAAGGUGGUUGUUGAAGAGAUUCAAGUUAAAACUGCUGAGCUGGGAAAGAUACAGAAGUCAGCACAUGAUCUUAUGGAAGCAAUAUCAGGUUGGGUACACAGUAUAGAGAAUAAUGAUAGAGAAAAAUGUCUUGUUCUAAAAAUACUCAUCAUCAUCUAAAAAGUAUGUUUGAUAUGCUCAAUAUUAAAUGGGAUUUUUUUUUAUGCUGCAGAGGAAGAAGCCCAGCAGGUACAGGAGAAGAUGGACGCUCUGCGUAUCCGUUGCUCUGUACUGAGUCUGAGCAGUCUGGAUGUGCUACAGAGGCUGGAGCAGGCCCUGGAGGCCUCCAGCCGCUGUACCUCUAGCCAGGAGGACCUCCACCUGUGGCUGGGCCGCAUAGAGAGGGAGCUCCUCGGAGCAGCAGGAGCUCAGACACAUGCUGGAGAUUCAGUGCUUUGUGCGGCUGAGAGACAGAGGGUAAAGUCAUUUACAAUUCUAGGCUACAGUAAACCUGUCAAAGCAUGUCAACAGAAGUACAGUUCAAAAUUGAGAUUGGCAUCAGCCUUUGGUUUAACAUCAAGAUAUUUUAAUAACCAACGCAAUUUUAAUUUAACUGUAACCUGCUGUUAUUUACCGAAUCUUUAGCUAAAAAAAAAGAUGUUCACAUCAAAAUGUCCUAAGUAGUCAAAAAUGUGUAGCUCAUUGCUCUUCAGGUAUAGCAUCAUAAUAUCAGCUGUUUUAACUACAUUUAAAAUUCUCACUUUUUCAUCUGGAAGCAUCAAAAAUGGCAAACUUGAGGUUUGACAUCAUUCCGAGGGGUGAACUAAAAAAAAUUCUAAACAUCACCAGUAUUUGAAAACUAUGCCUGACUUUCAAUAGGUAGAUUGCAGACAGUCAUAAAGAAACUAUGGGAAGGAGGAUGGAGUCACUGCAUUAAAAAGUCAAAGGAUGCAGGCUUAGGGUUGGAUUUAAGGUAUAGCAGCGGUGCCUCAGUCCUAGGGAUGCUCCAUCUUUCUGAAGCGUUAAUGAACACCAAAAAAAUCUAACACUACUUUGGCUGUUGGUUGAACACAUUUCCUGUUAGUACUAUACUCAAGAUGGUUACUUUAAAAAAAAACAGCCUGUCUAUUAAGACAAGUUAAACUUUAGCUGAUCUGAUACUUUUGACAGACUGAUAUGACAAUUGAUAUACUGUAUAUAUUUUCAACUAGCCUAAUUUUAAUACAUCAUAUGAUGUAAAAUAAUGGGGUCAUAUUUUUUAUAGUUGACAAAGCUCCUUCUUUAUGACUACAAAGUGAAUAUUUUGCUAUUAUUUAUUAGUAAUCCUGAAAAACUUAGAUCCCCUGAAUAUCAAAAUAGUGAAAUCUGCUUAUGAAAAAUAACUUUUGCUCAUAAAAUGAUUAUCUUGCGGAAAAAAAGUUAUUUUCUUGCAUGGGAACAAAUUAUUAUUUCUAGAGUGUACAAGAUUUUUCCACUUCUGAGACUUUGAGAGCUCCAUAUUUUCAUUCGUGGUAUUCUGUACAUAAAUGAAACUGGCAAACUUACUCGUCUUUAUUGAGCUGGAAGAGUCUCUGAACAUUGAACCAUAAAAUGACAACAUACAUACUAAACUCAACUUUAAUAGUGCUGUGUGUUCUGUUCUGCUAAAUAGUCAUGUUUUUUAUUUUUUUUUAUUUAUUUAUUUUUCCUAGCUGGAACAGGCAGUAGUAAAGGAGAUGGCGUGGUUCAGAGACACAGCUUUGAACCUGGAGAGGCUGAAAACCAUCAAUCUGAGUCCAGAGUUCAUAGCUGAACAACUUUAUGAGCAGAAGGUGAGGACAUUAUGAAUAAAUCACAAUUAAAAAACAAUUAACUUUUUGUUACAGCUAUAGAGUAGUAUAACAUUUGUGGUUUACACGUAUGUAUUUUAUCUUCUGACCAGAUUUUGGCAGUGGAGAUUCUCCAGCACAGGUUCAACAUUGAGAAGAUGGUGAAAAUAGCAGAAAUUUUGCUGACAUACAGUGAUGAAGGAGAAACAGGCGAUUUGCGGGUAUACACUGUACUUUAUAUUAUGCACCAAUUUUAAAAACAGUGUAAAUAAUACUUUAAAGUAAAAAAAAAAGGUUUUGAUUUCUCUCUCUUUACAUUUCUGCCCCCCUCCCCAUGCAGACACCAAUGGAGGCCUUACAAGAACAAUGCAACACCACUUCAGCCACCAAUUCCCAUGUGGUCCUGCAGCUUGAGCAUGCUCAGUCGCUCCUCCUGCAGUUCUCAGAGGGCUUUGCUGAGGUUUCACCCUGGCUUGAAGAAACUCAAUCCCUAAUCGGCCAGCUCUCCCUGAGCACAAUUAGCUAUGAAGCAUUUCGGGAACAACAGGACCUCUUACAGGUAGAAGAAACCUGCUUCUCCACAUCAGGGGUUCAACAAAGAAGUCCUUUUAUAGUUCCCAGUCUUUAGCUAGUCCUCUGGGUAAAUAAGGUGUUUUGUUCAGAUACACUUCCCUUCUAUUACAACCAGAGUAAAAUAAUGACAUAUCAGGUUUCAGGUGUGCUGUGAAAAAGUACCACAGUGUCUUUCCUCUUUAGGGAGUUAGACCCAAAAAAGUGUUUUUAAUUCAACCUUAUUUUCCCCUCUCUUGGACAGGGUUUGAGGGAGUCCAUUGCAGAGCACAGACCCUUGAUCACACGCUUGUGCUCCCUAGCAAAACGCUUAGCAGAACUUAACCCAGUUCACGGGGAUGAGUUCUGCAGAAAGGCUUCAGAGGCUGAGGAGCAGCACAGAGCCAUCAGAGACCGGGUCAGGGAGACGGCUAAUCUGCUUGAAGAGUCCUUGCCUAGAUUCACACAGGUAUUAACAUCUCUGAGAAAGUCUUUGAAAUUCUCUUGCCGUUCUCUGAUAUGCUGAAGCUCUGCUUGAUCUCACAGCUAAAUGAGAGGAUGACACUCAUCAGAGAGAGUCUUGACCGCCUGCGUAGUCGCAUACAGAGCCCCAGCUCGCUUCAAGGCCUCACCCCAAGGAUCCAGGAGCAGCUGCAGGACAACAAACACACCCUAGCUGAGCUGUCCAAGCUAGAGCUUGGCCUGGGCAGUGUCAGGACACAGGCAGAUGAGCUUUUGGCUAACACCCAGGCAGCUGGUGAUGGGUCAGUCGGCACAGGUAUGUUGCGAACAGACUUGAUUGUGUCACAAGAUGUAAGAGUUAUGCUAAUAUGUACCAAAGGAGAAAAGGACAAAUCUGAGUUGAUCAAAUUCUUGUCAUUUUAGCAAUCCAGGAGCAGGUAUCCAGCCUGUCCAAGCUGUGGGAUGAGACACACACUCAGGCCCAGGAGAGGGAAAGCUGGCUGCUGAAACUUUUGGACCUGGCCUUAAAGUUCUGGAGUGAUGUUAGCGAUGUCACAGCUGCUCUCAGCGACGCUCAGCAGGCACUUCUGGAUCUCAACGCAAGUCGCACAGACUCUGAAACAAUCCGGCAGAGCUUGGAAACCAUGCAGGUUUGUUUGUAACAGAGAAAUCACACAUAAAAAGUCCCCUAUUGUCAUAAAAAAUCCUCUCAAAAAUGUUCUUUUGUAUUUUUAUAGACUCUCAGGGAGGAUAUUGACAGUUUACAAGGAGAUCUGGACACCCUUGGUGUUUUGGGAAUGGAUCUGAUGUCAGCAUGUGGGGAUACAGAUAAACCAGAUGUCACAAAGAGCCUAGAUGAGGUAAAGAAUAAUUCAAUCUUCAGUCCCUUUUUACUCAUGUUAGUGUUUUUUUUUACAACCUUAAACUUUGUCUUUUGUUUUAAAGCUCUACUGCACCUGGAACAACUUGAGCAAACUGUGGAACGAGUGUCACAAAAAGCUGGAGGAGUCUUUGCAGAUGGCACUUCACUAUCAGGACACAAUGCAGGUUUGUGCUUCUAUUCUGGCAUUGUGUGUACCCAAUACACUGUAAUACAAACACAUAUUCUUUAAUAAGUAUCAUAGCUAUUUCAAACAUGGCUCUUUGGCUACCACAGCCUGACUCAAGCAGUGCUGUGGCCUCUCGCCAAAGACAGAGCCUGAGUCUUUUAUUCUGUUUCAGCAGAGUCCAGACUCAGACUUUUACUCCCUGCAGCUUUUUAUGCAUGACUGACAGACUGUGUAGUUUUCUUCCAAAGGCAAAUAAGUUAAAUGGAGCAAACUGUGUGAGACAGUAUUAAAGCAAACUAUGAGAAUGACUCCAGCUGCAUAAACAAACAGAGAUACAUUCUUGAUGUUAUCUUUGAUGGGACAUUAAGAGACAUCUGGGCCGACCAGAACAAGGUCUGAGUUCAGUGCAUCAUUGACUGCACUUUUAUCACACCCUGAUCAUUAUUUUUUUGCUAAUAGGGUCUUUUUGAGUGGCUAAAGUCAGCUGAGCUCAGGUCGACUGAAGAGUUUAUGGUGGGACCUGAUCUGGAGUCAGUCAAAGAGCAGCUCUGUGAUCUCAAGGUGAGUUCAGACACCCAAAACAUGCAGAAAUCAAAGUUUUCCCACGGUAUAUUCAAAGAGUCAUUUGCUAUAACAUUAAGCACGUCUAUAAUAACAACAGAAACUAUUUUCCAUUUUUCUUUUCAGGAAUUCAAGAGAGAACUUUACCAGAAGAAGAUUGAGAUUGAAAGUCAGAACCACCGCUUCGUGUGUCGGUUGUCUCCCGGCUCAGAGCGUCCAGGCUCUGUGUCACCGCUGUGUGACUUUAGACAGCGCUGGGACAGCCUGGAGUCAGAGACUGUCAACAGACAGGUAACGUCACACAAGCAGAUAUCAUUAUGUAACAUUACCACAACUCUCUUGAUGCACAAUGCCAAUUUUAUGUCUUAAAAUGCAAUGUCUUUUACACGAGUCCAGUACAAACUACAUUCAGCUGAAGAAACAAGACAGCUACGAAGAAAAAGAAAAAAAAAGGAAAAACAAACAUGUUUUCUUUUCCUGUGCUACCAUUAGCAUCAACUGGAGUGUGCUCUUCUGGGUCUGGGUCAGUUCCAAAACACACUGGAUGAACUGCACACAUGGCUGUCAAGGACCGCAGAACAACUGCAGGGCAGCCAACCAAUCAGCAUCGAUCUUCAGGCCUGUGAAAUAGAGUUGGCAAAACAUAAGGUAAGUCAUGGCCAUAAUUCAAUGAUGUAUACUGGAUAAAAUUUCAAAAUAAUCACUCACUAUACAGCUGCUCUGUUACAGGCUCUUGUAUAUUCGCACUCAGACCUGUCAUGUCUCUCAAAGACCUUCAGAUUUAUUUGCCAGAUAACACUAAACACAUGGCCUUGAAAGAAUAACAUCUGUCAUCUGGAAGCUUUAAACACUGUGUCCACAGUGGGUCUACCCUGUCAGUUAUUUCUGUUAUUGUAUAUUUAACCAACGACACACACUUCUAUUUGUCUAACCUGCCAGAUACAAUAAACCAUUAUAAUGCUUUCACUGUCUAAUAAAACUUUAGAAAAACAUUCAAGUGACAAAUCUCUAACCUUAAAUGCUUUCUCCUUUUCCAAGGUGCUGCGUAAUGACGUAAUGUCCCAUGUCCGCACGAUGGAGUCACUGAACAAGGCAGGCAGGGGGCUGCUGGAGGUCGGGGCUGGGGACAGUCCACAUGUUCUACAGUCUCGACUUGAGCAGCUCAAUGAAAGCUGGGAGUUUGUCCGCUGUGAGACUGAACGCAGGCAGCUGGAGUUGGAGAACAGACUGAGUCAGGUGAGACGAUACAGCAGACCCAUUGUUCUAUUACAGCUGCAACAAAAGUCAAUAACAAAUAAAGUUGAUGAUACUUGUAAUUUAGGGACAGCAUAUACAGAAUUAGUAAACAGUAUGUUGUCACAUUACACCAGUGGUUUUCAAGUCCAGUCCUCGAGCCCCCCCGCCCUGCAUGUUUUGGAUGUUUCCCUGCUCCAACACACCUGAUUCAAAUGAUCAGCUCGUUAUUAAGCCGGUUCAGAGCUUGAUAAUGAGCUGAUCAUUUGAAUCAGGUGUGUUGGAGCAGGGAAACAUCCAAAACAUGCAGGAGCACGUGGACUGGACUUGAGAACCACUGCGUUACACUAAUGUUUCAGUAUUAGUGGCCAAUAGCGCCCUCUUGUGGUGCUUGUGUAGUUUAACACAGUGGUUCUCAACUGGUCGCACUCUGAGACCCACAUUUUCCCAUGGUCCUUAAGUUGCAACCCACUUUUAUAGAAUUCAAACCAAGCAAAGUUAUUUUUCAUUUAAAAAAAAAACUUUAAAAACUCAAAUCUUUAAUUUGAAUGCACCUGUUUUGUUGAGUAUAGUGCAUUUCAAAGCACACGAACUGAGGACGACAACUACUCAAGUACACAGAAAAUAUUAAAUAUCAAAUAAAUAUCAAAUUGGAAAAAAUGGAGACCAGCAAAAUGAGAACAAAAAAAAGGUAUUUUUACUGCAUUCAGGUCACAUUAAUAAGAGACAGAGGAGGACCACGACAUAAUAGAUAACGUGAGUAAAAUAGAUAUCAAAACAAUGAAAGAUCUUGUAAUUAUGGCUAUAAAAUGAAAGAUUUCACGUCUAUGUUUUGCAUUCAGAGCAGAUAAUGAGGUUAAUGAAGAGGACCAUUACAAUAGCAUGGACAAAUGUAAAUUAAGAAAAUAUCAAAACAUAAAAUAAUAAAAGAUCUAUACAACAAUGUCUGUAACCUGUUAUCUUGGGAAGUCAGUGAGACAGCUGAGCAUGUGGUUCAUUCUUGAUGAGAGUGUCAAAGUCUGGGAUGACAGUAGACAGGGCACAUCUCACCUAGCCUUUAUACAAGCACUUUCACCCUACUUUUACUUCACGACCUUUAACAUGGCUCUGACCAGCCACUGUAACCCAAACAGCACUGCAAAAAGACCCGCAUCUGUUUCAGUAAACUGAAGGUAUUGACAACCCUGACACUAGCCACUAUCAACUCAUACAAGUGGAUAGAAAGGCAGGCAGAGCAGACACAUUAGUGAACACCUCCUGUCUCUGGUGUUUCAUCAUGUUUAACUAUCCCUCUCCACACUAGCUCUCACACCCCAUCAUUUGGGCUCUUGUAUUCUCAUUAAAAUCCAAUGAUUGUUGUUGUUGUUGUUGUACUGCAGUUACAGUCUUAGUGAACUGACAUCCACAACACCGUAACAAUUUAGCAUUGCUCUGUUUUAUUGUACUCACUGCAGGUGCAAGAUGUUACAAUGGAGAUUCAGGAUCUUCUGCAGUGGCUUGAGAACACAGACCUGAGACUGUCCUCCUCUAAAACCAUAUGGAGUAUGCCGGAUUCUGCGACUGAAAGGCUUAAUGCACAUUUGGUAAAACUAAUAAUAAUAAUAAUAAAAAAAAUAUAUUAUAAUAAGAACUGAUAAUCUAGUUGUAGGAUGUUCAUUAAUAGAAACCUGACCCUCUUACUCUCACCAUUAACAGGAGUUGUGCAAUGAGAUGGAGUCAAAGCACCACGCCUACACAGAUGUGAAGAAUGCCAUCCACAGGAUGCUGGAGAGCAGCGAUGUGGUGCGGGGGUCGAGCAUUGAACACAGCCUAUCCAUACUUGAACAGAAAUGGGUGUCUGUUUACAGCAAAGUCCAGGAGCGAAAGGUUAUUAGUCCUUCAGUUUGUUGUUUCAUGCCUCCUAUCAGAAGUUUAGCGGAAGAUUAUUUAUGAUUUUUAAUUUCACAGGCAAAGCUUACAGAAGGACUGAGCCUGGCUAAGGAGUUUCACAGUCACGUGCAGGAGCUACUCACUAAAAUGAGCAAGUGUGAAGAGUCUAUUGGGCUUCUACCUGCUCCCAGCUUUGUUCUCGACACGGUCUGUCUUCAGCUGCAGGACCACAGAGUAGGUCUUCUUCAUUUUAUGUGUAUCCGCUUCAGAUCUGAAGUUAUACACAAAUUUAAGAAUACUUGUUCCUGUUCAUAUAAAACCUUUAUUUGUUAUAGACACUGCUGAAUGAGGUAAAUGGUUAUGGCGAGAGAAAGACCACGGUGGAGAACACGGCUUGCAGACUGACAGAGCUGAGCAGGAAGGAAGACUGUGACGUGAUCCAUAACCUGAUCAUGACCGUCCAGGAUCGCUACAAAAAGUUACAGCAGCGUGCUUCAGAAAGAGGAAGAAUGCUGGAGGAUGUCAAAAAGAACGCCAAACAGGUCCACCACCAUGUCAACCCUUUCUUUUUCCAUCACUGUAAAUUUACUUGAGGAGAAACUUGACUGUAAAACGCAUCUGUUAUUUCAGUUUAAUGAAUCCUGGCGUCUGCUAGUGGACUGGAUGACAGAGGUAGAACAGACGCUGGACACACACAAAGAGAUUGCUGUGUCUCACGAGGAGAUUAAACAACAACUGACUGAGCAAAAGGUGCAGUAAGCAAUGCAAGGAAUACAAAGUUGUUAUAUUUUUUUUCUUUUCUGAAUGUUUAAACCAAAUACUUAAUUUGCAACCAGGAGUUCCAGAAACUUCUGAGGUCAAAAAGGCCGAUGUACGAAGCCACAUCAAAAAGUGGACGCAGCCUUCACGAGAGAGCUCAAAGCAGCCAUGACAGACAGCACCUGGAAAACCUGCUGGCUGAACUCAAAGACACAUGGGACACCAUCAGCGGCAAGUCCAUGGAGAGGUAAGGGAAACUAGUGGUAGAUAAAGAGUUCAGUAGAAUAGAAAAUCCCAAUCUUUAAACAUUGACCACGUAUUCUUGUAUUUUGUCUUUUCAGGCAGCACAAGCUGGAGGAGGCGCUGUUGUUCUCAGGUAGAUUCACUGAUGCCCUGCAGGCUCUGAAUGACUGGCUGUACAGAGCAGAGCCCCAGCUGGCUGAGGACGUUCCUGUUGGUGGAGACAAAGACAUGGUGCACAACCUGAUUGACAAACACAAGGUACAGGACCUGCCAUGCCAGUCAAAAAAUAUAUGUAACUUUUUUUUUUUUUUUGGAGAAAACACUUGCAAUGGGGGUUAUGAUGGUUCUUAGUGAGAACUUAACAAUGUUUAAACUUUUAAUCCAGACAUGAUUUCUUGAUGUUUAAUUUCCAUAUCUUGUAGUAAGAUUGCAGAGGUGUUUUUCUCGCAGGCUUUCCAAAAGGAGCUGGGGAAAAGAGCUGGAUGCAUUAGGACCCUGAAGCGCUCUGUGAGGGAUCUGACCAGAAGCAGUACAGCUGAUUCUCACUGGCUCCAGGAGCAGAUGGAUGAGCUGGAGAGCCGCUGGGAGGCUGUGUGCAAACUGUCAGUCAGCAAGCAGGACAGGCUGGAGGCUGCACUUCAGCAGGUACUCCUCGGAAAAAAUUCAGUCAAUAAUGUGUGGCCCAGCUUGGAGUGUGCUGUCAGAAUGCAAGAAAAUACAAAAAAAUAAAGGCUUACCAUAAAUUAUUGCAAACUACAACUCAUCUGUUCUGAUAUAUCAAUUAUAGUUACACUUGUAUCACAUGUCAGGAAUGGAUGGCAACUAGAUGGUUGACAGUUGGGGAUAAGUAAAAGUGAAAAGAAGGGCAAGUCACUUCUCUGCUCUUACCUUUAUUUUGGUCUUUGUUCUUGUAAGGCUGAAAAGUUCGACGGCCUUGUUCACUCCUUCAUGGAGCAUCUCACUGAGGCAGAGAGAGUACUGAAGUACGGGGUCAUACCAGAGGAGGAGGAAGGCUUGCUGGCCUUCCGCAAACAACACGAGGUCAGUAUUACAAGAUAACGUAUCACCCUCCCUCCACAGGGGGAUUACGUACCCCCCUGUCUUUUCUGGCCCCUGGAGUCAAGGGUUCAGGGUUUACCCCAGAACAACAAGUUGUGUUGAUAAGAAGUCAGUAUUUGGCUCAAGGGUAGAAAAGAAGGCAGAGUUUCUGUGGACUUUAAUGCUUGAACUCAUUCAACCUGUUUAAAGACAAAUACUGAGGCCAUGAGAGAGCAUCCUUUCUUUUUAACCCACUAUUAGAUGUAAAAAACAACAACUCUCAAAUCCAGCCACAUGCUGUGAAGUAACAAUGUUUGAUAACUUGUUUGCUGCAGUUGAAUAACAGGUUAGCUAACGUUAGCAUUAAGCUAAUUACAGGAUUAAAAUAACUGUUAGCAAAGAACUGGCUUAAAGGUGACAUUACUGUUUGGUAUUGUUUACACUACAACAUGAUUAAGCUAACACUAAGAAGCAUUUAACCUCCUAGCUUAAUCUAAGUUUGCUAAUAAUUUGAAUGCUAAUAUUGUCACAGUUGCUAACAAGUCCCAAAAAUGUUGUUUUACUUUGAGAGAUGGUCUUACGUCUCUUCUGACUUCACUGUUAAGAUAUAAAAUAAGCCCAGCAGCACCCUGGGAGUAACGUCGAAGUGAAAUGUCUGGUUUUUCUUAAACAUUUGAUGAGUGAAAUUUAGUUGAAGCCUUUUUGCUCAAGACAAUACAUUGUAUUAUUCAUUUUCCUUCAAAGGAAUCGAUGAGGGCCUUGCAGACUCAGGCGGUAGACUUACAAAAUAUCCAGUGUCUAGGUGAGGAGAUCUUGGCCUCCUGUCACCCAGACUCCAUUAUCACCCUGAAGUCGUGGAUCAGCGUCACUAAGACACGCUAUGAGGAGGUAAGUGCGGCUUUGGCACCAAGUCUUAUUUUCAUUUUAAUGAAUUACCAAUGAGGGCUCUUAGUUCCCAGCCUUUGGGAACAUAUGGACAUAGUUGUUACUCUCAUUUGUCCUUCUUGUCUUCUGGGUUAGGUUCAGACCUGGGCUCAGCAACAGGGACAGAAGAUCCAGACCAGUUUAGCAGCCAUUGAGACAGAGAAAGAGGAGAUCCAGAGGCUUCUGGACUGGAUCUCAGCAGCAGAGGAGUCCCUCAGCCUCAGAGACCAGGAACCCCUGCCUGAGACCACAGGGCAGAACCAAGAACUGAUCGAGCAGCACACUGUACGAUUUUCCUCUCUUCUACAAUGACAUGUUUCCCUACUAUCUCUUUCUUUGCAGCUUCCACACAUUUUUCAUUGACAGGAUGUUCAUUGAGACUUUUUAACAUGAUUCCUGAUUCCUUUCACUUUUGACAACCCCUUUUUUUUGCCCUUUGAUUAAACUUUUGUGCUUCAAAACACAUUUAUCUUGAUGCAUUUCCUGAGACUUUGAUCCUUCAAUCUUCAAUGUUAUGAUAUUACUAGCUAAUUCACAACUUACAGAGCAUAAAGUUGAAUUAUUACUCUGCUUCGUCUUCUCUGCAGGUGUUCAUGGAGGAGUUGAAUAAAAAGUUUCCAGAGGUUGAACAGGCCACAAAGUCCUGCAGACACAAGAGCAUUCCUAAGCAUCAAGUUUCCCCGAGUAAACGGCCUCUCACAAGUAGGAACAGUUUAUUUUUUAUAAAAGACAUAUUUGUCAAGUUUAUAUUGACAGGUUGACUGCAGUGUCACAGCUGUUAGCUUUACGUCAUACUCCUGUGCUGUUGUUCCUCCAUCCAGAGAGGAGGAGUGCUCAGAAGCUUCAGCCUGUCCUACCCGUUCCCCUGGAGCACCUUGACCCCCAGACCCCUGAGCUCAGUCAGCUGGUCAGUCAGUGGCAGAAACUUUGGCUCCUGGCUGUGGCGAGACAAAGUCGUUUGGAGCAGCACCAGCAAAUGCUCAAAGAGGUUAUUGUUUUUUUAAAUGUACACAAAGUCAUCAUGGUAGAAAAUUUUUACCUCAAUUAUGAAUCAGAUAAUGAUGCAAUGUUGGUUUGCAUUCCUACACAGAUGGAAGAAUUUGCAAACUUUGACUUCAAUGUUUGGCGAAAGCGUUACAUGCAGUGGAUCAGUCACUUGAAGUCAAGGAUCUUGGAUGUGUUUCGCAGCAUAGACCGGGACCAGGAUGGACGAAUCAGCCAGAAGGAGUUUGUUGAUUAUGUCCUUGCCUCCAGUAAGACCUACUUCUCAUAGACCAACCAUGUAUAAAUCAGUCUGAGUUAGAGCUGAUAAAACAGAAUCUCACAAUGUUAAAAAGCACAUUCUGUCCAAUGUACGCAACUUAAAAGUAUUAUUACAAUCCAUUUAAAAUGAUCAAUAAUGAUGUCAAUAAGGACGAUCUCCGUUGUCUUGAUCACACCUGCCCUGCCAUGUUAAUAGUCUCUUGGCUUUUCAACUUUCCUCUCCAGAAUUUCCCACAAACUCUCUGGAGAUGAACGCCGUUGCAAACAUCUUUGACAUGAACAGCGACGGCUUCAUUGACUACUAUGAGUUUGUGAGUGCGCUUCACCCCAGCCGAGAUCCGUACAGGAAAACACUGGAUGCAGAUCAAAUCAAUGAAGAGGUAUGGACAUUUUGCAGGGUGUAAAAAAAACACUAAUUUAUACUAUAUUAUCUGUAUUAUCACUCGUACUAAUUACCGAAGUAGGUUACUUGAGUGCAAAACUUUUUGAGAUGGUUUAUGAUUACUUUGCCUUCUUUAGGUGAGUCGGCAGGUGUCUCAGUGUAACUGUCCAAAGAGGUUUCAAGUGGAGCAAAUAAGUGCCAACAGAUACAGGGUGAGUUGUUUCUAUAGGCUGCUGGAAACAUGUUUUGUUUUGCCAUCUGAGUUUUAACAGUUUGUUCUAUGGUUUACAGCCUUGUUUAAAAUUCUUAUACAGCACCAAAACAAGACUAAAAGACAUUUGUGUGACAUCCUGCAAACUUAUUGUUAUAAUGCAACUACAACAGCUGCUUUAUAGUUUAUACAUGGAAACGGUAUUCUGUCUGUUUGUUACAGUUUGGAGAUUCCCAACAGUUGCGGAUGGUUCGCAUAUUGCGCAGCACGUUGAUGGUCAGAGUUGGAGGUGGCUGGACUGCUCUGGAUGAAUUCCUGGUCAAGAAUGAUCCCUGCAGAGGUCGGUACUCUAACCCCAAUACCACCUUCAAAUAAUAUCCACCCCCAUUUUUUCUUGGUCUCUUUAUAUCCCAGAGUUUAAUAGUGUCUUUCAUUAGUGCAAAUAUACAUUAUUAUUAUUAUUAUUAUUAUUAUUAUUAUUAUUAUUAUUAUUAUUAUUGUUAUUGUAAUGCAGUGUGUUGUUGGUUUAAUUUUGAAAUAAUUGUACCUGCAUGUAUCUCCAAGACAGAGUAAAAAAGCCAGUUUGUCUAAACUUAUUCUGUGUUAUUCCUCUAACCUGUCUCCAACAGUAAAAGGCAGGACCAACCUGAAGAUCAAGGAGAAGUACUUGUCCCCUGCUGGAAGCUCCACUAAAGGUUUGACUGUCAGCAGGUCAAACUCCAGCCUCAGCCUCUACAGCAGUGCCUCUGCCCCCACCAGCCCCAUGACGCGCAAGGUAAGACCAGACUGGAUUUAUUUAUCUGCCAUAUCUGUAAACUUGCUCAUCUGUCCAAAAAGAGUUUUGCAUGUUUUGCUAAUUUCCUAACCGCCCCCCCCCCCCCCCACCCCCCCCCAAGGCCAAGUAAAACUUUUACAGCUACAAAGGUUCAACUAAAAGUAAAUCUGUCAACAAUGUUGAAACUUGUCUGGUACAAAAUGCAGACAGUAUUACCAGGAUUUGUCCUCUUAUGUUUCUUAAAAGUGCUUCAUGUAACCCAGACGAUUUUUGAUCAAUCAAACAUUUCAUUCCUUAGGCGUUACUCCGCAGAAGUUUCUCAGGUGACCGCUGCAUCCGUCCCAGGAGCUCCAUUGCUGCUUUGGGCUCAGACUUACAGUUUGUCGUACCAGGGGGGGACAAUUCUCCGUCACCAUCAGGUUAGCCAAUCAUUUUUUUUAAUGUUGCUCAAAUUUGAGUUUAAACAAAAAAAAUAUAGAUAACUAAGAACUUUUCUUUUCCUUUCUUCAUUUUCUUUUUUUCUUCCCCAGAAGAAGCCGAGAGGUUACCCACAUGA
Xyrichtys novacula (pearly razorfish) is the source of this 32995-nucleotide messenger RNA. The record is from the annotation of a GenBank genome assembly. Lineage: Eukaryota; Metazoa; Chordata; Actinopteri; Labriformes; Labridae.